Molecule: messenger RNA, 1035 nt
Organism: Chinchilla lanigera (long-tailed chinchilla)
Lineage: Eukaryota; Metazoa; Chordata; Mammalia; Rodentia; Chinchillidae
Exons: 8
Coding region: 1-1035 (344 amino acids)
Biological process (GO): translation; protein-RNA complex assembly
Cellular component (GO): ribosome; cytosolic large ribosomal subunit
Molecular function (GO): structural constituent of ribosome
Source: RefSeq, a predicted model, not a curated record
AUGACUCAGAAGUACCUGCAAAGUCAAAGCAGUAUUGGUGAAGAUGCUUUAUAUGCAUGGAACUUCUCAACUCCCAAGACACAUCAUACCCUUCGGAUAUCCAAGUCUUUGCAAAAACUGUACCAUCUGCUUGGAAUAUUCUACACCUUCUGCAACCUGAAGCACCAUACACUGUUGAAAAAGAAAGGUAUCUGUCGAGGCGUCCGGAGGCGCCCCGUGCAAGUGCCCCCGGCUCACUCAAGCCUGAGGUUGCCAGGCGCCCCCUGCACACCUUCCCCGGGCGCGCAGACCGCAGCCCGGCUGCUCCGCAGGCGCCUCCUUGGGUUUCCCACGGUCUCCUCCGCGAUUCCCGGCCGAGCACCGCGGUCCCGGACUGCGCCGCGCGCCCGCCCGCUCUCGGAGAACGCGGAGAACCCGCGCCCGGGCUGGGACGCCGGCUACGCUGUCCCUCACACUGGCCGGGGAGGACCAGGGAUCUGCAACGCAGGCCGGGGGUACUCCCGGGGCGGGCCGUGGGCUUUGGGAGCCGGGGUCCGAGGACUCCCGGGUCUCGAGCUGGUCUUGCCAGAUAACGUUUACCACCGCCGAGAGACUGCAGUUGCACAACAGUUCGCUAUCGGGACUCAGAAAAAAAUCAGUGUGGCCAAGUUUAAUAGUCGGUUAGGUAUUUCUUAUUCAGAAGCACAUGAAGCCAAGUGUGCCGCUUCACGCUUACAGUCCCAGCUAUUCAGCAGGCUGAUGCGGAUUGAUCGCAAAAGGAAAAGAAAAAUUGAGGAAAUCAAGGAUUUUCUGCCCAAAACCAGGUGGAAGGAUGCCAAAUCUGUCAAGAUAAAGAAGAACAAAGAUAACAUGAAGUUUAAAGUUCAAUGCAGUAGAUAUCUUUUAACCUUGGUCAUCGCAGACAAAGAAAAGGCAGAGAAACUGAAGCAGUCCCUGCCCCCAGCCUUGGCAGUAAAGGAGUUGGCACGAACCAGCCAGACUGAUGUGAAUUCCCGGUUGCGUUUUUUGCUUUGGGGCCGGCCGUUGUUGGCUUAA